CCGCCCCGCUCUUUCUCCUCUGAGCGUUUUAACCCCUCUUCUCUUCCGCGACGGCCAACCGGCCUGCCCGUUUCCCCUUCCGGGCCAGCAGCCGGAGCGCGCGGCGUCAGCCGGACGGAGCUGUGGAGGCCCCUUGCGCGCUGCCCGCCGGGUGACCGACCCACGGCGGGUGCCCUUUUCGCCUCGGCCUCGCCUCCAAUCCCCCCUCUCCCUUCCCCGCGCCACGACCGCCGCCGCCUUCCUGCUCUUCUCUUCCCCGGGUUGCCUCCUCGCCCGCCGGGCUUUUCUUCUCCGCGCCCCCUUGGCCAACUGCCCUCCCGCUCAGGCUGAAGGGAACGGGCGGACCUGAGCCUGCGGCGUUCGCCUCCCUCUUCGGUGCCGCCGGCGGGGCCACCGCCAUGUUGAAGCAGCCGCUGCCGCCGCCCUCUCCUCAACCGGGCUCGCCGGCUUCGGGGCCCCCGCCGCCCUCCACACCAACGCCGCCGCCCUCCUCCUCCGCCGCCGCUGCCAACGCCGCCGUCGUUUCCCGCAAAACGAACCCAGCGCCUGCCAGCCCCAACGGGAGCCUCAGCCCAGGCACCACCACCACCGGCGGCGGAGGAACCCGAGCCACCACCGUGGCGCCUCCCGGCAGCAGCGGCGGCGGAGGCGGCGGCACCCCUGGAGGAAGUGGAACCAGGGGACAGAGCACAGGCAAAGGACCUCCACAGUCUCCUGUCUUUGAGGGUGUCUAUAACAAUUCCCGAAUGUUGCACUUCCUGACAGCAGUUGUGGGAUCCACAUGUGAUGUGAAGGUGAAAAAUGGAAGCACAUUUGAGGGGAUUUUUAAAACCUUGAGCUCCAAGUUUGAGCUGGCUGUUGAUGCUGUGCACAAGAAGGUGCCUGACCAACCAGUAGGGCCCAGGAGGGAAGAUAUUGUGGAUACCAUGGUUUUUAAGCCUGCUGAUGUCAUGUUGGUACAUUUCCGCAAUGUUGAUUUUAACUACGCCACCAAAGAUAAGUUCACAGAUUCUGCUAUUGCCAUGAAUUCGAAGGUGAACGGGGAGCAUAAAGAGAAGGUGCUACAGCGCUGGGAAGGGGGAGACAGCAACAGUGAUGAUUAUGACUUGGAAUCUGACAUGUCUAAUGGCUGGGACCCAAAUGAGAUGUUCAAGUUCAACGAGGAAAAUUAUGGUGUGAAGACUACCUAUGAUAGUAGCCUCUCCUCCUAUACAGUCCCUCUCGAAAAGGACAACUCUGAGGAGUUCCGGCAGCGAGAAGCCAGGGCUGCCCAACUGGCUCGGGAGAUUGAGUCGAGUCCACAGUAUCGACUGCGCAUUGCCAUGGAAAACGAUGAUGGGCGCACAGAAGAAGAGAAGCACAGUUCUGUGCAAAGACAGGUGUCGGGCAGAGACAGCCCCAGUCUGGUUUCCAGAGACGGCAAGUACAUACCGCUUCCCCAGCGCGUCAGAGAAGGUUCACGAGGAGGUGUACGCUGCAGCAGUUCUCGUGGUGGGAGGGCAGGCAUGGGCUCUUUACCACCCCGUGGAAGCACCCAUCAUUCAGAAAGCAAUGCCAGCUCCAUGCCAGAGCAACGAGGCAUCAAUGGAGGUCCAUCCAGAAUGUCUCCCAAGUCCCAGCGACCGAUCCGGGGAGCCAAGAGCAUGUCUUCCCCCUCCAGCCGCCCCAUGGAAGUAUCAGCCCCGUCUCCCACAGUGGGCCGUGUCUAUACUCCACGUUCUCCAAAGUCUGCCUCAGCUGUGCCCGCCUGUUCCCAGGAUCCCCCCGUGGGAUCGACUGCCCCUCCUGCUCCUGCUUCACCCUCUGAAUCGAGGCCUGCCACGGAGUCAAGCGCUUCUCCAACCCCACCUUCACCCAAGGUUCCACCAUCUGCUCCUGUAGCUGCUGUUGAGGUUAAAGAGGUGCCUAGCUGUGCCACCAAAGAACCAAGCAGGACCUUGGAGGUUAUGGGGCCCUCAGACUUGGUCAAACAGGCAAAUAAAGGUCUCCAAAAUGAACAGAAGAGGAAUCAGUUAGAAGAGCUGCGCAAGUUUGGGGCCCAGUUUAAGUUGCAGCCCAGUACCUCUCCAGAGUCCACCCUUGACCCUUUCAGGCCCAAGGAGCCCCUUGAAGGAAAAGUGAAGGACAAGCCUCCAGAGACAUUAGUUGGGGCAGGAAGUGUAUGUGAGGUACCUGAUGAGUCUUCUAAACCUAGCAUGGAGCUGUCUGAAGUUAGCGGCAAGGAAGAGAAAGGGCCCUGUGAAGGAAUGGAGCGCCAGACCCAGACAGCAAGCCCUCUGGGCAAAAGUGACACAGAUGACAAGGAGGAUGGCCCUGUCUCUGAGCAGGUGAAGAAGUCAACACUGAACCCUAACGCAAAGGAGUUCAACCCUUCAAAGACUCUCCUGUCUGUGAAUAAGUCAACAAGUACGCCCACAUCACCAGGACCACGUACCCAUUCAACGCCCUCCAUCCCUGUUAUUACCCCAGGGCAGAGUGGCAUGUACAGUGCACAGUACAUCUCUUAUAUCCCACAGAUACACAUGAGCCCAGCUGUGCAGGCUCCCCAGAUGUACCCCUAUCCUGUUUCUAAUUCUGUGCCUGGACAGCAGGGCAAAUAUCGAGGAGCUAAAGGGACCCUGCCACCGCAGCGUUCAGACCAGCACCAGCCAACCUCAGCCCCUCCUAUUAUGCAGGCGGCGGCAGCUGCUGGCCCCCCUUUGGUGGCUGCCACUCCAUACUCCUCAUACAUCUCCUACAACCCUCAGCAGUUUACAGGGCAGCCCACCAUGAUGCAGCCCAUGGCACACUAUCCCUCGCAGCCCGUCUUUGCCCCCAUGUUGCAGAGCAAUCCACGUAUGAUGGCGUCUGGCAGCCAUCCCCAGGCCAUUGUCUCCUCCUCUACUCCCCAGUAUCCGCCAGCAGAGCAACCUGCACCCCAGCCUCUUUAUGCCACAGUGCAUCAGACGUAUCCUCACCAUGCCACACAGCUGCAUCCACAUCAGCCUCAGCCAGCUACCACACCCACGGGCAACCAACAGCAAGCGCAACAUGCUGCCCCCAGCCCUGUGCAGCACCAGGCUGGACAGCCACCUCAUUUGGCCAGUGCCCAGCAACAGCAGAAUUUGUACCACACUGCCGCACUGACAGGAACACCACCUUCCAUAACACCAGGGCCCAGUGCUCAGUCUCCACAGAGCAGUUUCCCCCAGCAGGCAGUGUAUGCUAUCCAUGCCCACCAGCAGCUGCAGCACAGCUACACCAACAUGGCCCAUGUCACCCAGGCCCACGUCCAGACUGGAAUUGCAGCUGCCCCGCCACCUCACCCUGGAGCUCCACAGGUCAUGCUGCUGCAUCCCUCGCAGACUCAUGGAGGGCCCCCCCAAGGAGGUGUGCCCCAGAGUGGCGUGCCGACCCUCUCAGCUUCCACACCCUCCCCCUACACUUAUAUAGGGCACCACCAAGUUCAAUCUCAUCCCUCCCAGCAGCUUCCAUUCCACACUCCUGGGAACUGAUGUCCACACUUCUCCUUGUGACCUGAGACCCCAGCCAGCCUUGGCUCUGUUGCUGGCCCAAAGGCCUGGGCCAUCCUCAAGCCCAUGGUAGAGGCCCCUGGAGGGGCGCAGUCUGGCCCGGCCCAUCUCCCCCCCUCACCAAGCACCUUCCUUUCCGUUGGUUUAGUGAAGCCCGUGCUGGGCACCGUCAGCCAGCGGGACGGAGCAGGGCCCCGUUCCCAUGCCUGGAGAAGGGCAGAGUGUUUUUUUUCCUGUUAUUUAUGACUCCAUUUGGGCUCCUAGAGCAAACGCCACUUUCCCACAUAACUUGACAAGGACAUGACCAGAUGGACAAACCUUGACUUUUUAUUAAGUAAAAAUAUUUAAAAAGUAAAAAAAAACAACAAAAAAAUCAAUAAAAUUUUAAACUAACUAAUGUUGGGCUUGGGAUGACUGUGUGGGAAGCAGCUCACUAUUAAAAGGUGAAUCUUUCUUUGGUUCUACAGAAGGUGGCCAGGGUAGGGGGCCUCUUGAGCUUUGCAGAGUUUGUAGCUUGCCCCAGCUUCCAGGACUGUUUGCAAGGAUGGGCAGUUGAAACUCUGUAUCCAACUCAUUCCUGGUUGCAUUGCUCUGUUCUUUCCCCUCUGGAAGUAAUCACCAGGGUGGGUAGUAAUUGGGUGGUAGUGACAUAGAGCCAAAAGCAGUGGUUCUUACUGCUGGGGAUACAUAUGUGACAGGAGUAUGCACUAUGGCCCAAUAUAUAUUUUUUUUAAUGAAUAAAUUUUUAACUUGCUUUUAUUGAAAUAAACAUAUUACAUUAAGUCCGGAGGACAUUAACGGCAGAAGGUGAUUUCCUGGUACCAUGGUUCCCAACUUUGGAUCCCCAGAUAUUCUUGGAUUAAAACUGCCAGAAGCUUUCAUCACUAGCUGUGCCAGUCAGGAUUUCUGGGAAUUGUUGUCCAAGAACAUCUGGAACCCCAAGGUUGAGAACCACUGCAGAAUACAUGGAUGAGCCCCUAUUAGAUUGAGGUCCUUCAAUAGAGCCUUGGCAGGAUUUCAGUCUUUCGAAGCUUGUUAAAGUAGAAAGCACAGACCGGUGUGAAUGUGUUUGUUUUUUUAACAUGGAGUUCAUUUUGGAACAGGUAAGCCCAAUCUUAAUGCUCUUAGUGCCCCAGCCAGUGAGCUUCUGUAAAAAAAUUGAUUAAAUAAUUGCAGAUUCAGUUCUAUGGCUUGGGCUUUGAGCUUUUCUUGAGCUGCCACAGGACUCAUCUUUGAGAAGUUCCGCCUUUUUAAAAUUUGAGAGCCUAUUGAGAUGCUUCAUUUUUCAGUGGAGAAAGACAUUCUGUACUUAGGGUUGCCCCUGUAACAGGUGCUUUUCCAUGGAGCUUUUGUGCAAGAUCCCCAUGGUCACAGUCUCAGCCUGCAACCGGAGUGUAUGAGGCAGUAGUCUGAAAACAGCUAGGGCUAUUACAGUCUUGCAAAUUAAGGAGCAGCAUGUGACCCAUUUCUUAUCUCCUUUCUGAUGAAAAUAUCAAGUACAGGAUAAAGGUGUACCUUGACAAUUGAAAUAAAAUUCUAGCAAUUUGUCCUCUUU
Molecule: messenger RNA, 5067 nt
Organism: Pogona vitticeps (central bearded dragon)
Lineage: Eukaryota; Metazoa; Chordata; Lepidosauria; Squamata; Agamidae
Gene: ATXN2L
Product: ataxin 2 like
Biological process (GO): cytoplasmic stress granule assembly
Cellular component (GO): cytoplasmic stress granule
Molecular function (GO): mRNA binding
Source: RefSeq, a predicted model, not a curated record